Molecule: messenger RNA, 901 nt
Organism: Theobroma cacao (cacao)
Lineage: Eukaryota; Viridiplantae; Streptophyta; Magnoliopsida; Malvales; Malvaceae
Source: RefSeq, a predicted model, not a curated record
UCUUAUAUAUACUACCGUUAGCAUUAUCUCUUGCUUUAGAUGUCACAGUUUUAAAGAUGAAGAGACAAUCAUCGUCUUCUAGCCGGAGGCAAAACUCCAUUGGUUGCAUGUGUGCCAUUUCCAACCUUCUUUUCAAGCACUAUAAUCGCUCAAAAUUUCUUAUUUCUGGGAAAAAGCAGGCAAAGGAGGCACCAGAAUCUGCAACGAAAGCCCCUGAACAAACGCUAAAAGCUGCAAAUCUUCCAAGGAGUCCAACGCUGGCGGCAGAGUUACGGCGGUCAAACUCCGUUGAGACUCCUCCUAAUACGCUAGUGGCCAGGUUGAUGGGAGUAGAUAAGUUUCCUAGGACCCCAGAAUCCACCGCCAACAAGAGAAGGAAGUUGCUUUGUGCUCUGGAGAAGUGUGAUGAGGACUUGAAGGCCCUUCAAAGGAUCAUUGAACUUGUCAACACAAGCGUCAGCGUUGAACACAACAGUGAGAGACGAACGCUACAACAUCAUCAGAAGCAGCAACUUAAGAAGAAACCGGGACAAGAGGACACCGCAGGCGCCUGCUGCUUCUUAGAUAGAUUCACAAAGGAAUCAAUUGACGAUGCAAGAAGCCAUCAGGAUGAUGCAGGGUCGCCAUUGUGGAGAAGCAAGGCCAUGAUACAGAGCGUGGAUGAAGUGUGCAAGGAUAUUGCAUGGGGUGAAAGGCGGGAGAUUGGCAGAAUAGGCUUUGCGUUGCAAGAUCAAAUUUCCAAAGAUUUGAUAGACGAGAUUGUUAGAGAAAUGGGGCACCGCUUCACCUAUUCGCUUCCCUUUGAAGCAUGUAAAAGAGGAUUGGCUUUCUAAUUGGACCAUAUGUAUUGUGCCUCUGUUGAGACAAAUUAUGAGUACAAGCUUGCCAAAUCUAAUUUUGA